Papilio machaon (common yellow swallowtail) is the source of this 1433-nucleotide messenger RNA. RefSeq lists its product as uncharacterized. The coding region runs from base 100 to 1275 and encodes 391 amino acids. The record is from RefSeq and is a predicted model, not a curated record. Lineage: Eukaryota; Metazoa; Arthropoda; Insecta; Lepidoptera; Papilionidae. The transcript has 5 exons.
GCGCGAACUAUGAAUGAAAUCUGAAAUAGUAUCGCAAUUAGAGGUUAUGUUGUUUUUAAGUUUUGCUUGUGUUGCUUUUACUUAAAGAUUUACGUGAUAAUGGAUUGGAAUGAAAUUUUAUCAGAUGUAGAAGACAUUAAUGAUCCUACUAUAUACGAAAAAGUACUUAUUGCUAUUGAUGACAUUUACUGCGAAGAUGAAGACUUUAUGCAGUUGUUAAUAAGUAAACUUGAUAAUAUGCAUGUGACAUGGGAGCAGCCGUGGUAUCAAACUUCCCUUUGUCUUACACGUUGCACAGUAGCAAACUGUGAAGAUGACGAAAAACGAGAGAAAUUUAGAACAACCCAUUUCACAAAAAAAGAAUGUGAACAAAUAAAAGAGAAUUGGGCUAAUUUUAUUGAGGAAUAUGAAGUUCCUGACAUGUUGCAAUCUUUUGCACGCUGGAAAAAUAGAGAUUGUAAGAACCCUUCCUCGCCACAUGAGAAAGUUAGAAGAUUUGUAACUGCUUAUUUAGCCCAAGGACUUGAAAGAAAUAUGCAUCAAGUUUAUCAGUAUGUUGUAAAACACUUUGGUACUCCUGUUAAAGGAAAUUAUUCAGAUGUUGAGAAAAAGUUGUUUAAUAUUUGUUUUUAUUUUAAUGAAAAGCAUGCUGUCAAAAAUCUAUCACUACUUCUUGGAAGGGAUCCUCGGGGUAUUUAUAAACAACUUCAUCAAAUGAAUGAAGGUAAACCAGAGAAGAAAAAGUUAAAAUGGACCUUACCACUAGCUACAAAAUUUGUAAACUUGCUCCUAAAAUACUCAAAUGGCUCUCUAGAAGAAUUGAAAUAUAAAAGGUUUGAUAAGUCAGUUUGGCUCCAACUAGAAAGUGAUAUGGACCAGCAAUACCAAUAUCUACAAAAAUCCUGGUAUAAUGCAUUACAUGUUCAAAUUUUUGUAAAACAGGAUGUAAAGAUGAACAGGCUAAGGAAAAAGAUUAUUCGCAUAUUGCGAGAUAGCCCUUAUGAAGUAUGGAGGGAUAUUUGUUGGAAAGAUUUGCCAAAGCAUUUUCCAGAUGGUUUUACUCAUACAUUUCUGUAUAAAAAUUUCACAUGUCUUUUGGCUGGAAAAACUGAUUAUUUGAAGCAACCACUGCCAGAAGUUUUAGAUUACAUUUUACAUAAAGUAAAUACUGGACGAAAAAAUAAAAGGUUAAGAACUUUGUCAUAUGAAAAUGGUAAUCUUGAAUUAAUCAGUUACAAGAAAAAGGAUAGCCAAAAUCAAAGCAUGGAAGAAUGAUUAAAUUAUUGUUUUAUUCAUUUAUUCCAUUAUGACCAUUCUAAGAUCUUGAAACAUGAGUCGUUCAUGUGUGUAUUGUAACGCAAGUGUUCUUAAACUUGUGUUCAUUUCUUUAUUAAAGUUUCAAGGUAUAUGAAAUUGAGAUAUGUAUCUGAAAU